AUGGCCUUUCAAUACCUCCUGGAUCAAGUUGGAGGCCUGGGGAGAUACCAGAUCCUUCAGAUGAUUUUCCUUUGUAUCUCCAACCUCAUAGUAUGCCCUCAUAUGCUAUUGGAGAACUUCACCGCAGCCAUCCCUGGUCACCGCUGCUGGGUCCACAACCUCGACAAUGACACUGUCUCUUCUAUUGGCACUGGGAACCUCAGCCACAAUGCUUUCCUGAGAAUCUCCAUCCCACUGGAUUCAAACCUAAGGCCAGAGAAGUGUCGUCGCUUCCUCCACCCCCAGUGGCAACUCCUUAACCUGAAUGAGACUUUCUCUAACCUGAGUGAGUCAGACACAGAGCCUUGUGUGAAUGGCUGGGUGUAUGACCAAAGUUCCUUCUCCUCCACCAUCGUAUCUGAGUGGGACCUGGUAUGCGAAUUUCAGUCACUGAUCUCAGUGUCUAAAUUCUUAUUCAUGGCUGGAAUGCUGGUGGGAAGCAUCAUUUAUGGCCAUUUAUCAGACAGGUUUGGGAGGAGGUUAAUGCUCAGAUGGUGUUUGCUCCAGUUUGCCAUUGUUGGCACCUGUGCAGCCUUUGCUCCCACCUUCCUCGUUUACUGCUCACUGCGCUUCUUGGCUGGCCUUUCUGUCAUGACCAUCUUGUCAAACAGCACUAUGCUCAUUGUUGAAUGGACACCACGCCAAUUCCAAGCCAUGGGAAUGACACUGGUAAUCUGUGCAAAUAGUAUCGGACAGAUGAUAUCAGGAGGUGUGGCUUUUGCUAUUCGAGACUGGCGCACCCUCCAGCUGGUGUUUUCUGCACCGGUAUUUGCCAUCUUUCUGUCUUCAAGAUGGCUGAUGGAGUCAGCUCGGUGGCUGAUUAUCACCAACAAACCUGAAGAGGGCUUAAAAGAACUCAGAAAAGCUGCACACAGAAAUGGAAAGAAGAAUGCUGGAGACAACCUAACCCUGGAGGUUUUGAUGUACACCAUGCAGGAGGAGCUGGAGACAGCACAGAACAAACGUUCUCUGUUCGACUUGUUCCGCACACCCAAUCUGCGCAAAAGGAUCUUUUUACUGUCCUUCGUGAGGUUUGCAAUCUUCAUUUCCUUAUUUGGCCUUAGUCUCCACCUGCAGCACUUGGGGAAAAAUAUUUUCCUGUUCCAGGUUCUUUUUGGUGUAGUCAAAAUUCCAAGCAAUUAUGUUGCACUUUUGGCACUGAAUCACCUUGGCCGUCGAGUCAGCCAGAUGCUUUUCCUGUUCCUGCUGGGAAUCUCCAUCCUGGCCAUCAUAUUUAUGCCCCAAGAAAUGCAGGCCCUGCGUGUGCUUUUGGCAACUUUGGGAACAGGAUUUUCUUCUGCCACUCUCACCAGUUCUGUUACCCAUGGAAGUGAACUAUUCCCCACUGUAAUCAGAGCAGUAGCUUUAGGGAUCGCUGGAACUGCUGCUAAUGUAGGGGCAGCCCUGGCUCCCCUCUUGAUGAUCUUAACGGUGUAUUCCCCACACCUGCCGUGGAUCAUGUAUGGAGUCUUCCCCAUCGUCGCUGGAUUUGUUGUCCAACUCCUUCCUGAAACCAGGAAUCAGCCUCUGCCUGACUCCAUCCAGGAUGUGGAAAAUAAGAGAAAAGUCUCAAGAAAAGCAAAGCGGGAAGAUACGUCCACGAAAGUUACACAGUUUUAAGGAAUUCCAGGAAAUAACAGCUGAUUGAAGAGUAAAAUAAAG
Molecule: messenger RNA, 1701 nt
Organism: Diceros bicornis minor
Lineage: Eukaryota; Metazoa; Chordata; Mammalia; Perissodactyla; Rhinocerotidae
Product: organic anion transporter 7-like
Exons: 10
Coding region: 1-1659 (552 amino acids)
Biological process (GO): transmembrane transport
Cellular component (GO): membrane
Molecular function (GO): transmembrane transporter activity
Source: RefSeq, a predicted model, not a curated record